Molecule: messenger RNA, 2978 nt
Organism: Zea mays
Lineage: Eukaryota; Viridiplantae; Streptophyta; Magnoliopsida; Poales; Poaceae
Product: zn-finger, RanBP-type, containing protein
Exons: 9
Coding region: 229-1290 (353 amino acids)
Source: RefSeq, a predicted model, not a curated record
GGCUGAGGCAAAUCAAAAUGCGAUGUCACUGUUGUGCACAUCUGAGUUUGAAGGCCAAUUCACAACAAAACCCUAGCUACUGCUUCGUCUGCCGAAUUCCCCCUCCGCUCGCUUCGCACGCCGCCCGUCGCCGCGGCGGCGUCUGCGAUUGUCCCUCCCGCUGCAAGGAGCACAUGCUUCUCGCCGCGCCGUUAGCCCGCCGCCGCCACCACCGGUUCACCUUCAGCUAUGUCUUCUCAGGUCGACAGGCGCAGCCAGUCCGCCGGGAAGCGCGCCCGCACCGACGGCAGCCGGCGUGAGGACGACUGGGUUUGCCCCAGCUGCAAGAACGUCAACUUCGCCUUCCGCACCACUUGCAACAUGCGCAGCUGCAACCAGUCCAGGCCAGCAGAUCACACGGCCAUGCAAACCCCGCCUCACUAUCCCACGUCAGGGGGUUACAUGGGCCCUGGGACGCCACCAUCGAUGUACCUUGGUGGGGGCGCUCCCCCAUAUGGAUCCUCAAUGUUUAAUGGGCCUGCGGUGACACGCUAUGGUAUUCCGCAAUUUCCUGGGGGUUCUGCGUAUUCAUAUGGAUAUGGUGGUCCCAUACCAAUGGGGAGCCCCUACGGGCCAAUGCAAAUUGCUGGGCCAACUCCAUACUCUGGUGGAACUAUGAUGACAGCAGGUGGAAUGUAUGGAAUUCCCAUGGACAGGUAUGGGCCAAUACCUGCUGGUCCUGGUCCAAUGGGCACAAGGGCUGGCUCAUAUUCUGAUGAAGGUUCUCAGAAGAAGCCUGCAGGAGCUGGCCGUGAUAAUGAUUGGGAGUGUCCAAAUUGCCAUAACAUCAACUUUGGCUUUCGCACAGUCUGUAAUAUGAGAAAGUGCAACACACCUAGACCUGCAAACCAGGGAUCUAAGUCUGAUGGUUUAAGGGGCUCAAAAGCAAAGAUGCCAGAGGGCAGUUGGAAGUGUGAGCAGUGCAAUAACAUAAAUUAUCCUUUCCGAACAAAAUGCAAUCGUCCCCAAUGUGGAGCAGAAAAGCCAUCACAAACAAACAAUGUGAAUGGUUCAGCGACAGAUCAGGACAAUCAGGUCUGUGUUUCAGAACCUUCAGUAUGGUCCUCAACAUUUGCUGCACCUUUAUUUAGAACAUUAACUUGCAUGCCUAUUAUAUAUUUAAUACUGUUUUUAAUCAUUUUGUUGCCCUCAUAUUUGAUUGCAUAUAGCUUGAUUUAUCAUGUUACAGUGAGUCCUAGGACAGUAAUGAGGGUCAAGAAGGUCCAGCGUCGUCGUCAAGGUUCAGUCUGAAUGUGGGGUACAUCUCUGUCAGUAGUCGCUCCAGUUGUUACAAGUUUCUUCCCCUUGGGACCUUAGUCGAGUUGGCAAUGGAGUCUUGUCUUCCCUAAUCACUACAGAUAAUGGUCAAGAACAUCGUUCUUGCCUUUCCUGGCUGAGCUUGGUUACUUGUCUUUGUUACUACUUACUAGUACUCUGGGUAAAGUGCCAUCUGUUAUAUGAAUGCCUUUUAGUUAUCUGUGUCAUAGAAUAUCACUCAUCUGUUAUGAAGUAUCACAACCGUCAUCAUUUUGUCUUGGUUUUGUUAAGGCUGCGUUCUGGUCGUUGUUUUUCGAUUUAUGGUUGGUUUGUUAUUUUACAGGUGUUAUUUCUGAAACCUUUCUUUCCUUCCAUAGUAGUUUCCUUAGGGAUGUUGCAACUUAAUGAGGAGCUCUACUGAAAUAAUUAGGAGAAUUCUUUCCCUGUUAAGGGCUAGUUUGUUAGCCAGGGAAUUGGAGGAUAGCAAGGGGUUUCCUCCCCCAUAGGUUACCUCUAUUUCCCUUGUCACCAAACCAGCCCUUAGGAAUAGUUAGGUCUGAAGUUGACAGUGAACGUCUCGGAUGCAUAACUGCAUAUGCUACUGUUAUUGUCUUCCAUGUUCUCCGGGUCCGGGGCUUCAGCUAAUAGCUGUUCAAGUAUGACCGUACAGUAUUUUGGUUAGAAGAGAUGCUCCUUGGUGAAAGUGAUGUGCAUCUCACUGUGCAGUGGUAGUAGACUAAUCACCCUGCAUGCUUGUCUUGAUUAUGACUGAUUCACUGACUUGGUACCAUUGGACUUAGUUUUUGCCAUGUAACAUUACGAAGCUUUUAUCAAAGCUACGACUUCUGCAUGAAUUUCAAGACAGCAGUGAGCAGACGGAUCUUCCUUGUCCUACUGCUGGAUCACCGACAUUGCGGAUGUCAGCGCUCAGUGAAUUGCAGAACAGUCUUUCAAACUGAUGCGCUACCAUUUCGUAUUGGAAAACAAGGUGAGGAAUUCGCACCAGGUGGGUAUACUUGUGUCUCGACUCUCGACAGCCCUGAUUUGGAAUCGUUUCAGUAUGUGCCUGGAGUGAUUCUUGUCUUAUUUUCAUUCUUCUCUUUUUUUUUCUGUUGAUUAUGUUUUCUGCUUAGCUUUGUUCUUACACAUACUAUCAUAAUGUAAAUUUGUCGUUCCAUUUCAAAAUUGUACGGGAGAUGAUUCUUCAAAUGCUAUGCAAUUAACAUGCCCUUCCCUUCCAUAUUGUGAGGGCUUAUAUGUUUCUUGAUCUGUUGGCUGCGGUUUGUGGUGCCCACUGUUACGAUUCCAAUUUCUCCUGACUUCUCGACAAUACAGGACAAGCGGUUCGGCCCAGAAGUGUUUUAGUACUCGAGCUGCAUGCAGGCCCAUUUAGCACGAUCUGGCUAUGACUUCCUACAUGGCCCAGAAGCCGUCGUCUACUGAUCGCUCCAGCUUCUUCUUCCUUCGUCGCCGCUGGGCUGGUAACAUUCAUUCGCGGACCAUCCUCCCUCGAUCGAAGUUAGCGAGGCCUUGCCACUGCACCUCAUCGCUUGGCCACCCUCUGUUCUCCGUUGCGGGGCGGACUAUAAUUUCCGCUACAAAGUAUUUACAUGACAUUUGUGGCACCGUCAAUGCUCUACUCAUAUUUUCAAUUUUUUAAAAUUAUAACGAUACAUGACUUU